Molecule: messenger RNA, 1482 nt
Organism: Astyanax mexicanus (Mexican tetra)
Lineage: Eukaryota; Metazoa; Chordata; Actinopteri; Characiformes; Acestrorhamphidae
Product: prostaglandin reductase 1
Exons: 8
Coding region: 337-1341 (334 amino acids)
Biological process (GO): prostaglandin metabolic process
Cellular component (GO): cytoplasm
Molecular function (GO): 2-alkenal reductase [NAD(P)H] activity; 15-oxoprostaglandin 13-reductase [NAD(P)+] activity
Source: RefSeq, a predicted model, not a curated record
UUUUUUAUGAGAAUGUUUUACAUUGCAGUGUACUCGUAUAUAUAAACUAAAUGUAUACUUUUAUUAGAAACAUGAACUAACAUGCACCAUACAGCAGUAGAAAAUGUAUAAAAGGCUGAUCCGCCCAAACAGGAUCCUGAUAUCACUUUUAAUAUGCCAGGAUAAGACAUUAUUUACUCUGUAACCUGCUGUUGCUGCCAAAAUUCUUGCAGUACAGUGCAGCCUAAUUCUGACAGUGGGUGGGGUGUUGGGAUAAAAAGCAGAGGCUUUGCAUUGCUUGGACUGAAGUAAGCUUUGGUAAGACUCUGCUGGAAAGCUUGUAGCUGCUGCAGAAUCAUGGUUAAAGCAAAGGUCUGGAUCCUGAGGAAGCAUUUCGAUGGAUUUCCAAAGGAAAGUGACUUUCAGAUGAAAGAGGAGACCCUUCCUGAGGUCAAAGAUGGAGAGGUCAUGCUGGAAGCAAUCUUCCUCAGUCUUGAUCCAUAUAUGAGGGCUGUGAGUAAGGCACUAAUGAAAGAAGGUGAUGUUCAGUUAGGAGCUCAGGUGGCCAAGGUGAUUCAGAGUAAGAAUCGGGCGUAUCCUGUGGGCUGUUACGUGCUUGCUCCAUGUGGAUGGAGGACACACACUGUGACCAAUGGAAAAGCAAUCUUUGGUCAGAACAUGGCUCGUGUUCUUCCUGAUUGGCCCAAAGACAUUCCACUUUCAAUGGCUAUUGGUGCUCUAGGGAUGCCUGGUCUGACGGCUCUGUACGGUCUGGAGGAGGUGCUGCAGGUGAAGCCGGGUGAGAUUGUGCUGGUGAGCGCAGCAGCAGGAGCCGUGGGCACCAUGGUGGGGCAGAUCUGUAAGAUUAAAGGCUGUAAAGUGGUGGGAUCUGCAGGAAGUGAAGAAAAAAUGGCCUAUCUGAAAGAGCUUGGAUUUGACCACGUCUUUAACUACAGAACUGUGUCUUCUCUGGAUGAAGCACUGAAGGAGGCGUCACCUGAGGGAUACGACUGCUACUUUGAAAAUGUGGGAGGGCCAUUCUUCACUGCAGCUCUGAAUCAGAUGAGGAUUGGGGGACGCAUUGCUGUGUGUGGAGCAAUCUCACUGUACAAUGCCACCACACCUCAGAUGUGUCCAUACCCCCACAUGACUCUACUGUCCCGCAAAAUUAGAAUAGAGGGCUUCCAAGUCGAUCAGUGGCCCGAUAAGGACGAGGCGUCUAUCAGAAGAUUGGUCAAGUGGAUGAAGGAGGGGAAGAUAAAGGCAAAGGAAAAAAUCACUGAAGGCUUUGAGAACAUGCCCGCUGCAUUUAUCCGCAUGCUGAAAGGAACAGACCUGGGAAAAGCUGUCGUUAAAGUGUAGUGACCUUUUUGUUUACAGAAAUAUUUUAUAAUCGUCAUUUGAAUAUAAAUGGUCGAAUCCCAAGUCUUGUUGUUUUAGCAUGUAAAGUAUGAAACUAAGACAGCUAAAUAAUAAAAGCAUUAUUUUUGUGGCAAAAUAGUA